This is a messenger RNA of Monomorium pharaonis (pharaoh ant), 1658 nucleotides long. RefSeq lists its product as uncharacterized. The coding region runs from base 130 to 579 and encodes 149 amino acids. The transcript is spliced from 2 exons. The record is from RefSeq and is a predicted model, not a curated record. NCBI's taxonomy places the organism in Eukaryota, Metazoa, Arthropoda, Insecta, Hymenoptera, Formicidae.
AUCGGGCCCAACCAGUCGUAAUCGAUACAAGAGGCUCCUUUUUCUGCUCUUCUUUACUACUUCAUCCCUCCCGUCCCGAAGGAGGCCGCUCCUCGUGAAAUCAAUCUACCGUCCGAGACUCGAGAAGCCAUGAAGUUCGUUUUCAAACUCGCCCUGCUGUGCGUCGCGGUGGCCUUCGUCAUCGCCCAGGAUGUCCAGGAGCGCCCGAAAACCUAUCGGAGACUGAUACCCGCUGACGUCCUUCGCGACUUCCCCGGCAUGUGCUUCGCAUCGACCAAGUGCGCGACGAUCGAGCCGACGAAGUCGUGGGAGCUGUCGCCGUUCUGCGGCCGUUCGACCUGCGUGCCCGCCGACGACAACUCCGGCCGCCUAUUCGAGCUGGUUGAGGAUUGCGGCCCGCUGCCUAAGGCCAACCCCAAGUGCAAGCUCUCCGACAAGACCAACAAGACCGCGAACUUCCCCGAUUGCUGUCCGAUCUUCGAGUGCGAGGAGGGCGCGAAGCUCGAGUACCCGGAGAUCCCGACCCUGCCACCGCCGAGCGCCGCUGACGCGGCGAAGGCGCAGCCGGCGAACCCCUAGAGCCCGACGACACAGCAGCGAAGGGCCGCCCCAUCCUAUCUCCUUACCCCGGGGGUGAGGGUUGCGGUGUGGUCUCGUCGACCGAAAACCAAAUCGAGCGCGCGCCCUUUCCAACACGCCGGACAGACGUCGUACGAUCGAUCAUCGACGAUCAGGAGAGUCAGCGGUGAAACCGUACGUUUCUGAGGGCUCUGCAUCUCCGAAAGCGAACGGAAAAAGCGGCCAGCGAAGUAAAAAGCGAUGCGAAAACUAUUUUAUUUUGUACUGGUCAUUCUGUACUUCGGACAUCCCAUAGAUCCCGCAUCGACACGACGUUCCGAGCGAUUAGCCGCGCUGUUUUACGGUGCCUCCUCGAGGAGGGUCCAUAAACCUCGUCGUUUAACAGCCGUCAGAGUGUACGUUGGCACUGGGACACGGAUCUCCAGCUCGAUUACGGGUCGUUCGACAGGAUUGCGCAACACGUCUGUGCCGAUCGUAAGCGACGAGGCCAUACCGCUGUACCGCUCACCGUCCAACGCGAUCCAGAUUAAGCUAAUUGUAUAUAUAAAUUCAGGCCGCGCCUUCGCAAACUGCAAGCACAAUUCAAGCUUUUCCGACGCACUCUCCUCCCACUCCCUCCUCCUUCCCUGUUUGUAAUCUUUAUCGUAAUCCACUCUCUCGUUAGUUUCCACGAUAUUCUUUCACCUGCUCAACCCUCGGACGUGUGGUUUGCUUACGAAAGUCUAAAAAAGAAAUGAUUCCAUAAGGUUCAAAAGAAGACUUCGUCUCGCGAAAAAGGGCAGACAAACGGAAAAGUUCAGUCAAUACUUUGGCGUAUACCGCUUCGUGAUUAUUGUAUCUCUUAUUGUAUCUUGCACAAGAGCGUUUGAGCGUCGGAGUUUUAGACACUUUUCGACGAUAUAUUUUUUUAUAUGCCUUUCAAUGAUAACAAUUGGUAAUGGCGCAUUUCUUUUUCUAUAGUUAAGUUCGACUUACGCCCUUUUUACAGCAUAUGACAAAUUACUACGUAGCAGAGUCUGGCAAUGUAUCGCAAAUAUGUGUGAUUGUAAUUAUAUGUGAUUAAAUUAAUACUUAUUUAA